Messenger RNA from Microtus oregoni (creeping vole), 13621 nucleotides. RefSeq names its product homeobox containing 1 (gene Hmbox1). The coding region runs from base 340 to 1674 and encodes 444 amino acids. Gene Ontology annotation, molecular function: double-stranded telomeric DNA binding. Lineage: Eukaryota; Metazoa; Chordata; Mammalia; Rodentia; Cricetidae. The transcript has 11 exons. Gene Ontology annotation, biological process: positive regulation of DNA-templated transcription. Gene Ontology annotation, cellular component: nucleus. The record is from RefSeq and is a predicted model, not a curated record.
GCUGUUGCUAUCAAUAUGGCGGUUGUCAGCCAGACAAAGACAGUCAGUCUGAUGUGAUUGAGACAAGGGAGGUUUUCAGGGGGAGACUGGGAGAUAGGGGGCUCCCCUCCCCCCCGCUGCUCUUCCUGCUUGGGCCUGGAGCCCUCCUCAGCCCCUCCCGCAGGGCGCCCUGCGGUGAAGAUCCCCUCCCCCUCCCGCCUUCCUCCUCCCUCCCUCAGCCUUGCUCUGGGACGCUGGGGAGGGGGCUGAGCCUGGUGCAGAGAACUCAGCUGGGCUUCCGAGAAUGGUAAAUAAGGCUAGCCGUCUCUGGAAAGGCCACUGAUCCGCCUCAUGUAAAGUAUGCUCAGUUCCUUCCCAGUGGUUUUGCUGGAAACCAUGUCUCACUAUACAGAUGAACCCAGAUUUACCAUAGAACAGAUAGAUCUGCUCCAACGUCUCCGGCGUACUGGGAUGACCAAACAUGAAAUUCUCCAUGCAUUAGAAACUUUGGACCGUCUUGAUCAAGAGCAUAGUGAUAAGUUUGGAAGGAGAUCCAGCUACGGGGGAAGCUCCUAUGGGAAUAGUACCAACAAUGUUCCAGCAUCUUCCUCUACAGCCACAGCUUCUACACAGACCCAGCACUCCGGAAUGUCCCCAUCACCCAGCAACAGUUAUGAUACCUCCCCACAGCCUUGCACUACCAAUCAAAAUGGGAGGGAGAACAACGAUCGAUUGUCCACAUCCAAUGGGAAGAUGUCGCCAUCUCGCUACCAUGCCAACAGCAUGGGUCAGAGGUCAUAUAGCUUUGAAGCCUCAGAAGAGGACCUAGAUGUAGAUGAUAAAGUGGAGGAAUUAAUGAGGAGGGACAGCAGUGUGAUAAAAGAGGAAAUCAAAGCCUUUCUUGCCAAUCGGAGGAUUUCCCAAGCAGUUGUUGCACAGGUAACAGGUAUCAGUCAGAGCCGGAUCUCUCAUUGGCUGUUGCAGCAGGGGUCAGACCUGAGUGAACAGAAGAAAAGAGCAUUUUACCGAUGGUAUCAACUUGAGAAGACAAACCCUGGGGCUACGUUAAGUAUGAGACCAGCCCCUAUUCCAAUAGAGGACCCUGAAUGGAGACAAACACCUCCUCCAGUCUCUGCCACACCUGGAACCUUCCGACUCCGGCGGGGGAGUAGAUUUACCUGGAGAAAGGAGUGCCUAGCUGUUAUGGAAAGUUACUUCAAUGAGAAUCAAUACCCAGAUGAAGCAAAGAGAGAAGAGAUUGCCAAUGCUUGCAAUGCAGUCAUACAGAAGCCAGGCAAAAAGCUGUCUGACCUGGAACGAGUUACCUCUCUGAAAGUUUAUAAUUGGUUUGCUAAUAGACGGAAGGAGAUCAAGAGGAGAGCCAAUAUCGAAGCAGCAAUCCUGGAGAGUCAUGGGAUAGACGUACAGAGUCCAGGAGGCCACUCCAACAGUGAUGACGUGGACGGGAACGACUACUCCGAGCAGGACACUUGGCAAGCACGCAAUGGGGAGGAGGAGGAGGGAAGAAGUUCAGAGGGAGGCAGAGAAGCAGAGAAGGAUGACAGCACGAGCCAUAGUGACCACCAAGAUCCCAUCUCACUAGCUGUGGAGAUGGCAGCCGUCAACCACACUAUCUUGGCAUUGGCCCGGCAGGGAGCCAAUGAGAUCAAGACAGAGGCCCUGGAUGAUGACUGAUCAGGGAGGAUCACACGGUUACUUAGUUUAGACGUAGCACCUUAGCAGACUUUCCUCGGUCCUUAACAUGUGUUCUUACAGUAUAACUUACAGUUUCUUGUAUGUCAGGUAGCCGUUAGGGUCUUGUUCUGUGAAGAUGGCAUGGUGCCCUCCGCCUUUGCAUAUACUCUCUCAGUAUUAAAAUCCCAGUAAGUAAUAACCAACCAAACAAACGUCCCUCUCCCAGCCCCCGAGGCUAAAGAAAUCUUGCUGCUCCGUCUUAGCAUCCCAAGAGAGUGCUUCCAGUUAUAUAGAUAACCCUCGGUUCUCAAGUAGUAGGCUCUGUGUAAAAUCUUGGGUACCUUUAGAUUCAUGUAACACUAGGCUGUACCCUGUUCCUGCCCCAAGACUGACAGGAUGCAAGCUGAGGUAGUGGCACAGGACCAACAGACACCAUCCAGGAAGUAGCCACGGAGCACAAGGAACACUAGAGCCCCGCCUCAGCCGGAGAGUCAUUGAUUUCAGCUGCAAUAAGCCGUGCCUCCUAGUCACAGCGUGACUAGACUAUACUUCUUUGGGUGCUGUGCUAAGAACGUCAUUGGAAUCCCGAGCUCAGACCUUGGUUAGUGUUAAUAUGGCCAACACAAACAUCCUUUCCUCUCGCAAGCUGUGUGACUUAGUAGAUAACAUACUGCCUUCUGCCUUUGGGACCACGAUCCUAAAAUGAAAAAAGACAAAAAAAAAAAAAACACGUUCUGAAAAAGCAGAACCCAGCUUGAGAGCAUAGGGGAAAGCAUGAGCUGAGUGUCAGAUGGAUGCUAAGCCCAGUUCUCAGAGCCGCUAAACAUUCCACAGCGUGGUGCCAGCCUUCCCGGGAGAGUGCUGGAGAUACCAUGCAGGUCGCUUUGUCUCCUUGGUGCCCCCUCCCUGCUACCAAACACAUCUCUGAGGAUAGAGCUGAGGUCAAGUGAGUGAAAGGUCAAGCUUUGUACCCAUCACCUGAAGCCUCCCAGGGUUGCUAGAACUCUCCUGGGGACUGUGCUGCCUCGACUGUCACAGAUGCAGAUCCUUGCCUAGCUAGGGGCAGAAAAAGCAGGGGACAUUUACCACUUAUAUCCUGAGUGUGGGACGCAGCAGGAUGUGUUUGCUCUGCUCCCAUUACUCUGUCCUUGUGGAGGUGUGAAAGCUAUAUUGCUAUAGGCAAUUUAUUUAAUAAUUGGAAGCCAUAUUGAUAAUGGAUGUGGUAAUACUUGUAGUUUAAUCUACUUUAAGCGGCAGUAACUAAUGGAAUUUUUUUCCUUGAUCACAUAUGUAGCACUUUUGUUACUUUUUAAAGAUAUUUAUAUUUGAUAAAUCUUUUUUUCAUUUUGAGAACUCAAAAUACCAAACAGUGAACUUAUGUUAUAAAGUCACCCUGCGAUCACCUUGUCAUCUAGUAGCAAAAUGAUGAACUAUUCAUGCAUCAAAGGAAAUUACAUCUGCUGGCCUUGUAUGAAAAUGAUCCUGGCAACCUGAUUAAAUGACACACUGUCACUGUGGGCAAGAAGAAGCAGCCUUCAGUGUGUUGGCACAGUGUGUGUCUGAGAGAGGCUAAGUGUUUUCUGCCUCAUCCCAUCUCUCCUGUGUGUCCGACAAAGCCUUGUUUGGAGGGCAGUGUGGAGUGGGCCAUUAAGCAGGGCUUCCGUCUUUUUGUCCAUUACCUGAACCAAUUUCUAAGACAGAAAGUAGGUACUGUCUCCUUAGCUCCUCCUUCACCAAAUGUGUUUAACUUCAGAGCUGUUGAGAGAGGAGGGCACACUGACCCUCCUUCUCCCCUUCUUGCUGGCGGAUCCUCAGUAUCCACAGCACUUAGCUGGUCUUACUGGGGCACACUCUGACUGGAUGAUCCCUUUAGCUGUCAGUCUUGGUUACAUGAAUGUGAGGAGUCGUCUUUAAGGGGCCUGAGGAUGCCACCCCACCUACGUCUGAGACUUUGAAGAGCACUACUAGGUAGGGCCUGGUCCUGCUCCUGUCUAUGGAUUUCAGGGGAAACGUGUGUUUUUCCCAGCUCCGAAAACUGAAGUAAAAUGGAGCCAUCUUCUCUUACUGUAGUACUUGAACCCACAAAUUUAAGAGUAGCAUUUCUUAUUCUCAGGAACGAGCGCCCCACACCUAUUUAGAAUCUUCCAUGGUUUAUUUGAUUUAUUUUAUUUCACUUAGGAGAUUGCAUUGUCUUUCUUUGCUUUUGUUUACUCAGAGGAAUAUACCUAUUGUGUCUUUCCAUUGUGGUCGGGUUUUGUCUGCUCAUUCUCAGUUGAAUCAGAAUGAACAGGAGGGGGAACCAUAUUUUUCUGAUGAGCCACAUCCAUGAUUUACCAUGAGGUCAUUGUAACUGACGAUUUCUUUAUGGUGCCAUUGCUCUUGUCAUUUGUUCUCGCUCGCCUUGUCAAGGGAACCAAGGGAACAGACUUCAGCUGUUCCGACAGCUCCAGUUUCUACGGGAACUCUGACUGCAACAGAAAAGCAAACCCUUCUGUUGUCCUAAGACCUUUGAGAGAGAAGAAUGCAGCAGGGGAUACGGCUGAGGCUGGAGCUGGCUGGUGCAGGCAGUUUCAGCUCUGUGUGACAGUGUGGUGGCCCUGGGAGGGCACAGCUGCCACAGUGGCUGGUCCUGCUGCUGGAGAAACUGCCGCAUGCCCACAGACUCACAGCCUUACACCGAACCUGCGCUUUCUGACCCACAGUGGGAAUUUGCUUCUUUGGGAACAAGGUUCAAAUCUACUAUCAGGUGGUUUCCUGGGGGUCACCGGGUUCUACUUUUGUGUCCCGGUCCCUGAGCUCUCGGGAUGGCCUCAGAACUGCCACAUUCACUCCUCCUUUGGGUGGUAAAUCUUUCCUGAAGAUUUUCCGGGUUUUAGGUAUCAAAUUAGAAACUUAAGCCUCCCAGCUGAAAGGAAAAGAGCUGUGCUCUUGCUUGCCUGUCUCUGCUCAUACUUCCUCCUGCACUUCUGUGGCCCCGGGGAUCUCUGUCAGGAGUUGUGCCUUCUUGACCAAUGAAGAUGUUGAAGGGAGGGGAGCAGGCAUUCAGAGAGUGUGCUGUGGUUUUAUUUUUUUCAGGCACUUUGAGUUAUUAUUGCUGGGUAGGAAGGCAACUUCUCACCUUCUAGUACCUUACAUGACGACCUGUUAACAAAGGACCAUCUUAAGAUAUUCCUGCCUAUCUAAAGACAGUCGCAGCCAGCAGCAGAGGAUAGCCAGGAAGGGCAGUACAGUGCUCUCCUGUGUGCGACUGUGCAGUGCCCUCAGUUCACAACAGCCACACAAGGCAGGCCACAGGUGGAGGGACCUGGGAUGGAGAGGCAGACAGCCCCUUGGUUCCGUGACCUUGGAAAGACAAGAGUGAGCUGGAAGCCUGUUUGGACUCCUGUACCCCACUCCAGAGCUCCAGUUCCUGGGAGGUUCAUCAUUCAGCCACACCUAGUUUUUUAGGAGCAGAUACCUGGAUUUAUUUUCACCUUGUGGGGAUAGAAUACAGAGAGCUGUGAUACAGUCAUCUCAGCUCUCUAGCUUUAGGAAUUCUUGCUUUAAAUUCUUCUUGGCCACAGUCAUCAGGCACCAGCGAUAGAGGGCCCUAGUCCACCUGGACACUCCGUCUCUCUCCAUCCCCUCCUUCCAUUUUGUGUCAGCACUACAUCUGUCUGGAGCGGACUUCACACGACAUUUUCUCUCGUCUGAUCACAAGCUUAGUGGGUAGCCUUAGUCCACCUCCAGACUCGAACCCUCCUUCCUCUUUUGGGUAGCCAAAACUCCAUUUGCCACGCCCACUUCCUUUGUCUACGCUGAGAAUAAUCCCCUUUCCACAAUGACUUCUCUAGUCUGUUCUAAGAAUGUUUCCUUCAAAUCUUUAUUCUCUCUCAUCCCAAAAAGGAUUUGGUUAGAAGCAGCAUCACUCACUGCAUCCCCUUUUAUUGUUUUCGAGACAGGGUUUCUCUGUGGAGCCCUGGCUGUCCUAGAACUCACUCUGUAGACCAGAGUUGGCCUAGAAUCAGAGACUCACCAGCCUCUGCUUCCCGAGUGCUGAGAUUAUGGGCAACAUUCCCCAGGCGGUGGUGGCUCACGCCUUUUAUCCCAGCACUUGGAAGGCAGAGGCAGGCCAACCUCUGUGAGUUCACCACCAGCCUGGUCUACAGAUCAAGUUCCAGGACAGACUUUAUAGCUACUGAGAAACCCUGUCUCGAGAAGCAAACAAACAAAAAAUCCUAAACAUUCCCAUUUAACUCAACUCUACUUUUAUAUUAUUUUCCUCUUGUUCAAAGAACAACCUGAGUUUUUCCCAUGAGCCUCACCAAGUUCCUAGGCAAUAACUUUUCUUGUGGUCGGUGGUCUUGUGCUCAGAGGCUCUCUGCCUCCUGCCGUGCAUCAGUCUCUGUGCAUCUCUGUGACGCCUCCCUAUUGCUAUCAUUAUCAGCUAUGUUUUACUACUGCGGUCACUGAGGCUGUUCUAAGGCCAGCCAAGUCCACUUACAGCUAUACUGAGCCAAACUCAUUUUUUACGAUUCUCCAAGUGAAGGUUGGAUGCAUCGAUCAGUUCUGCUGUGCGUGUGUUUGAGUGGGAGUGGAUUGGGAUGCACUGGGGCAGGGGUAGGAAUUACACGUGCACAGCAUUCCUUUGUGUGCGAGCACAUGCUUUGUGUGUGCACAAGUAUGCUUACUCGGGAUCGGGCCACCAGUUAUCAGCCAUACUAAAUUUAGCAACCUGAGCGAGAGCUCUGAAGACCCUUUAGCAAUCAUCUCCGUAGCAUGUGUUGUGACUGUCAUGGUAAGCACCUGGACAACCGUGAGGCUUUCCAGGGAGGCAGCCAUGCAUGGCCAGCCGCUUUCUAAGGCUGUCAUGGUAGCCUGUGCUAAGAACAGGAGCCCUGCCCUGCACAUCCUCUUUCAUCACACACCCUCCAUUUCAGAGAUGACCGUCACUUUAAGAGGAGCCUUCAUUGCACUAGAGAACUGACGUAUGAAGGCAGAUUGGUGUUCUGGUUGCAGAAGCUUCUCUCCUACAGAGUGUGUUCCAAAAGGCUUUUCUUAAAACCAUUUGUUUCUAAACUGAAGGGCAAACAUUAUGCUUGCGGCAGAUACAGGUCUGACAGAUGCUCAGAAAUGAAGCCUUGUGCCCAUCUAUGGACUGUUAGAAACUGAAGUUUGAGAACUGAGAGGUUUCUGUAGCUACUUCAUUACACUAUUGGGGGGGGGGGGGGGGGGGCUGUUAAGAAAAAAAAAUCAGAAAAAUCGGCUAGUAACCUGAGUCACCCAGACCUCCACAACACUGAUUUUCUUCUUUCACCAAGAGGGAAGGUUCCUUCAGCUGUCUGUCAUCUCAUCACCAAGGGCCCAGAUGUCCUCCCAAGCUGCUUUAUCCUUCUUGACAUCUAUCAGAACUGAAUGGAGUUGGUUCCUCUUGGGGGAGAUGUGAAAAGUCUUCUUCCACUGGUGGGGUUCCCUCCCAAGACCAUCCCGCCCUUCACCACUAGCCCUUGCUAGGAGCAGGUGAACUCUGCUGCCUUCCUUCGCUGCAAGCCCUUUCUGUUUUCAGGCCGAGUACUAUUGUUGAGGAACUUGGUGUCCCACUUAGAAUACCCAGGAGGCCAGCUCCCCUGACUCCGUGUCCGUCUUCUCUCUCUUUAAAUAAGACUGGCUCCAUACAGCCAUAAUUAACUCACAAAUCCAUGGUGGUGUACUGUGAUCAAAUGAAGGUUUGGCUGAGUCUUUUUUCGAACUGUAACCAUGGUAAUUGAGGAGGGAGCGAAGAAUGAAUAUAUAAAGUAUAAUGGCAAUUGUUCCGAAUGACUGAGUGUCCUCCUGACAUGUAAUUAGCUGUUUUAGCAGGAUGUAGAUUGGCAUGGUCAUAAUUAAGAGGAUUUCUGUCCUUUAUGUGAUUGAGAAUAGCAAAGCACCCAUCCUUGUUCCCUUCAAGCACUAAUGCUCCCGAGAACAUUGAGAACAACAGCUCAGUAAACCAAAAUAAUGACAUGGGAUUCAUGGCUCACCCGGGUGAGAAAGGAUUGGGAAUCAUAUCCGGUCCAGAAUGGACUGCUUUUUGCCUGCAUCUGACUUUGAAAUUCUCUGAAACCUCUCGUGUCCAGUUUCAACCUAGUCUCCUUUGGCCAGAAACUAGUCUGCAAACUGAGACAGCCUCUCGCAGAGCCUCUGUCUCCAUCCUCUCGCCGGUAGCUGGGGCACCUCUCCUGGGGAUACCUGCUGCUUUACUGGGCUUCGUGAUACUUUUAGGCUUUUCCUUGGAAACUUAUUUGCACUGCCAUGACCAUCAGAAAGUGUCACAUGGGAGUUUACAGAGUUGAGUAGUGGUUUCCUUAUGGGACCAUAAGGCCCAGAACAGAUAACAUGACAAGAACAGGUACACACAGGAAGGUGUGAGCUCAGGCCCUAGGAGCAGGUGUCGGCACACCCCAUCUUGCUCGUGUCAGGCUUGUUUGGCUAUUGCACGCCUCCUAGUGAUAGUCUGCUGUCAGUGCUGCGUCUUGACCCUUCAGAAGCCCCCCAGUUUGUUUAUUUUCCUUGUGUGCCUGUGCCUUCAGGUAGGCGUCAUGUAAUCCUCCUAGCCUGUGGCGUCCUCAUGACCAGGAACUGCAGGAAUUGCUAGUCCUCCAGCUGAUGCUUAGUUUGUGCUUUUUUUUUUCUUUCUAGUCAUCCUUUGCAGGAGCCUUGGUUCAGUUAGAGGAGCAGAAGGGUCCACAGGAAUGCCAGCAGCUACCAGUGCUAAGUGGCCUUUUAUAAGCUCUCUGCUGCCCGUGAGGCUCAAGACUCCGGUGAGGUUAGUUGGAGUCCAUGAGCCCUGUCCUUUCUCAGGCUGGACACUGUGGGUUUGGGUAGUAGCUGUGUGUGUGUCUUCACCCUUUCUACAGAAUGUGCCCCUCUCACCGGAACACUAGUCAACCAGGAUGCUGGUCUUAGCUCUGUCGUGUGGAGUGGCUGGAGUCGAGUACUUGCCUAGAAAGGUCUAGAUCGCCCUCUUCCCUCAGCACACAGACACACAGAGAGUGCGGAAAAGAUUCUGUUCAUGGCGAUGCUUCGGUUUGAUUCCUCCAGAUACCUUCAGUGAAAUGUGCACAGGUCAGACGUGCGCUCCUUGGGACCUUGCUGAGGACAGUGGAUUUUGAACCGUCUUACUUCCCCAGCUGCUGAGUGAUAGUGGUUAUCUACGUUUCAGCUUCUGAUUCGAUUCUGAAAAGUCACUAUUUGGGCUGAUUUUGUGAUUUGUACGAUACGUACUACACACAACAGUACGUAGAGUCUUUGGGGGACCAGAAUUGGCAUUCAACUAGAAGUCCCUAAUGUUACCUGCUUGGGUGCUCCAGGGGGCCACUGGUUAAAAACAUACUACCCAAGGUACAUAGUCCUAUAUUCCCACAGAUACCCCCACCUUAACACGCAAAACUGGCUUAGUUGUCAAGGACAGUGUAGGUAGUAUUUGCCUCUGAAUAGCUUUUUUAAAAAAAAAAAAAAACUAAUCCCAAAAAUGAUUAUUGUAAGAAUCGGAAGAUGCUGGCAUUUGGGGAAUGUGUCAUCUUGUUCUGCUGAGGUCACUGCCAACCUGCCUGCUGUUCUCUGGCAGCACUGGGUCACCCCAGUGCCACAGACACUUCUGUCAUCCUCUUCUCUGCAGCCUUGUGCUGUGGGGUGCUAGCCCAGCCCUCCCCACUUGCCGGCGGCUGCCCUGAAGCCUGCUCUUUUCAGUUCUUGCAGCACUUAACUCCUGGGACUUGGGCAUCAUGCUUGAGUUCCCAAGUGUGUGGUGAACACUCCCACGAACCUGCUGUCCCUCUACCACAAGAAAGGGAGGUAGGGGCAUUGAGGAAUCCAAGGUUCUGGUGUUGGGUAUCAGUGCCACGCUGCCAUGACCUUGGCUCCUCAUCAACACUGACCACCCCAUAAGUAAAUGCCUGAAGACGUCCCCAAAUUUAGGCCUAGAAUAAGAACUUUUUAAUAUUUGGAAUCCAGGAAUAGAGCAAGCUGCCUCAGGAUCACGUGGAGGCUUAGUAUUGGUCAGGCACCGAAUAAGGGAGAUCUUCAGGUUGACCUGUUCCACUCCUCUCCCCACCUUCUUUUCUAGCUCUUUCUCACAAAAGUAGGUUCUCCAAGAGUUGGCUGGGUCACUGUCCUCUUCCCAUCUCUUGUCACAUCAUGGGUAGCCUUAAAGCCCAAGACAAUGAAAAGUACUUGAGGAACAAGGCUGAGGGACCCAGCAGGCCAGCUCCUGGAGCUUCUGACACCUUAUUACUACACUAGCUGGCCAGAGUGUGUGUGUGUGUGUGGGGGGUCUUAACAUUAUCCUCAUUCUGCCCCCAACACCUUGAUUUGGAGAGAAAGAAUAUGUGUGCCUUUCAUUUUGGUAUGAUCAAGAUUUUGCAUCUCUGUUGGUGGCCAAAGGUGCCAUGGAAAUUGUGGAAUAAAAUCAGUGCCUGAUGCCUACCCAGGGCUCAAGACAGAGGCCAGUCCCAGGGACUUGUGUUUGAAGGUUUGUUGCUCCCUCCAGGAUUUCGUUUCUCAGUGCUUCCAGGUCAAAUCUCUCCAGUCUUGUUUUGUAUCUUCCUAAGCCCAGAAACCCCUCCCAUUUUGCUUUACUGGAACUAAGAGCCCAGCCUAAACCUGUGAGGCUGUCUGUCCACUCCAUGGCUUACUGCGGCCAUUAGACUAGAAAACCAAAUGGCAUUAGAGUUCUAUGAACACAAACAGCAGCCACUCUGCUGAUGCUUCCUGGGCCCUGUCUGCAGGCGGGGAGGUGCCUGUGGGAGUCGUGUGUGCUGAGUGGAGUGAGUGCUCGUGGCUGCUCUCAGAAAGCAAUCCCUUUAUCAUUUGCCUUGAUGCCCAUGUUGACUGUACUGAAAUCUGUGGGGACCUCAUCAUGCAUCUCUGAAAAUGGGCACCAGAAAAACAAAACCAAAGUUCUCAGGGUGGGUAGAGUUUUCCUUCCAAGCACUGGUCAUUCUGGCAAGCUUUCUCCUUCCUGCUCUUUGGUUCUCCCACAACACCACUAUGAAAGCUCCCUUCUCUGGGUGGUUCUCACAGUGACCCUGAGCAGUGUCAGGGUAGCUGCAUCUCAUCAGGUGCAGAUCAGGGACCACAGUGGCCAGACUGGCCCUGAGCCACUACAUAACUUCACUGGCUGCAAGAUAGGACACUCUCUACAGGGUGCCAGGAGUGUGGCAGUUGCCUCCCCUGGAAGAGCCUACAGCCUUCUCCGAGAUCAUGGGCUCAACCUCUCCUCCAUGGUGGUCAUGGUUGAGUCGAGUCUGCUGUACCUUCCAGGAUAAAAUUCUCAUUUAUUUUAAGUGCCUAAGCAAGUUACAAACCUCUGGGACCUGCCGAGAGUUGGCCUGUGCCCUGUGCUGCCCACCAGUGUACCUAGCCUCAGGGUGGGUGUCGUGCACCCGCCAUCCACCCAGUGCCCCUGCCAUUCUGCCUUCAGAAUGGUCACAGGGGCAAGCGAGGGGAGAGGGCUGGCUUUGUCACUGUCUCCUGUGUUCCUUCUGUUGAUGUGACUGUGGUCUCGAAUCCUAGGUGGAUUUUAAGGAAUCUACUUAGCUAGGUCUAGCUCAGCAGCUACCGAGUGAAGCAGCAGGCGUGAGACAGCUUUUGCCUGUUAGCACUGGGGGAACAUUCCAGCUCAGACGGCUGACAGGCAGGGAUCGUGGUUGAUAGACCUGUGCCCUUUUGCCACCGUGAGUACUGGAGCCAAAGGCCAUCAUCAGUAGAGUCGCAUUAAGACCCAAUGUGCAUUUUUCAAAAAGCGUUGUUUCGUUUUGAAAAUCAAGUCUAAACUAGAUUCAGGCCUUCAUUUACAUGAGGGAUAGGACAGAUUAGUGACUGUGCUGUGCUCUGUUUGUCUAACACAGGUGAUGAGUGGGACGGGAACAGUCCAUAUCCAGACACCCGGGGUUUCUUUUGUUCAGACAGUGGGGUAGUGCAAACACUGGUCCUCUGCAUGUAACAGGCAUGGACGACCUUACCAGUAAAACUGCCUCACCUAGAGAAAGGAAAGCUGUGGGUGAGUGGCCAAGUGGUGAUGAAAACGAGGCUCUGUGGAGCAUGCCUACCGUGCUGCCCCCAGGGGUGCUGUUACCCACUCCCCUAGAUGCAGCACUCAUGGCCUCGGGCACCUGCUGGGCCCAGUGAGACUGAGGAAUGUCAACCAAAUGCAUGACUGAGGGGGGACAGCUCUGAGGCAGAGCAAGAGGGUCAGGGUUCUGGGCCCUGACUGGACUUGAACAUUCUAGGAAGAGCCGAGUGCUGAGGAGUGGCAGCCACUCCUGUUGGAGCACAGCUGGUGGAGCUCACCGUGGGGCUGGGAACAAGCUGGCACGGCCAGCUGGGAAGUGGAAAGCAGGCUUCUAUGUUUGGACCAGACACCAGGGACCCGAUGUCUUGAGGUUGCCCGCAGGCAUUCAGUGUGGCUGUGUAGGAUCCUGCUGGAUGGGUGGGGGAAGAGGGCAGAGCGCCCUCCUGGCCUUGGCCAUUGUGUGUCUUAGUCUCUGUGUUUUCCUUUGGUGUCUCCUCUGGUCUCUGUCCCCAUCUUGUGUGCCAUGUAUCCCUGAGGGUGUUGCACCUGUGUCUGAGUCUGCUGUAAGGUGUUCAGUCUACCUCAAGGGGUCAUCAUGGCAAGCUCUGUCCACAUGGAAUCCUCCUUACAUGCCACACACACUGGAAUGUAUACCGUCCCACCCUAUAACCUCCUGACCCCAUCUUUUCCGUAAUCACCACAGACUCCUAGUGCAAAUUGGAUGCUGCUUUAAAUGUGAAAAAAUUGUUCAAAAGCUAUAAAAUCUGAAUGAAAGCUAAAGCUGAAUUUAUAAGCCUUGUUGCAUAUGAGCCAAAAGUGCAAAAAGCUCUAUAUAAUGAACUAACCUGCCACUCGUAUAAAUAUAAAUAUAUAUAAAUAUAUUAAAACCAGACUGUUCUACAAAAUUGUGUAUUUGUAUUUUUGUGUACGUACAAUUUUCUGCUAAGCAGAAGGAGGGUGUAGUAUAGGGCGCUGUGAGAAGAGAUUUGGUUUGAUCCCAUUUCUUUGUUACUAUUUUUGUUAACAUCAGAUGCCUGUCUUUGUCUUCUCUGUGUAUGACACUGUUUGGAAAGCUGCAGUAUCCUUCUUCCUUAGGCCGGAGUCUGUGAUGAUAAAGCUGGGGUGCAGAGAGGUGUCUUGGCCACCCAAAGAGGGAGCAGGCUUGACUCCCAUCGUGCUCCUAGGGAGUCAUGAGGCGGCCCUGAGGGAGGGAAGUAGCUGCACCCUGAGGCUAGGCAUGGCAUUCUGACUUGUCUCUGGAAAGCAAACUCCCCUUCUAGAAACCAACUUCCCAGAAAAGACCACUGGACACUCAAACCCAGGGAGCAAGGGGAACUUCUGUCUGUUGCCCAGGUGGCUCUGCCUGGCGUAGCACCCAGCCCCCUGGCUGUCACUGGGCCAUGCACCCCUUCCAGGUAGCUGCUGCCUUUUUAGACAGGGUUACCAGAUGCCUCCCUCUCGGAGCUGUCACCUGACCUCCUGCCCUUGAUCUGGAGCAUCUCAGAACCCACUUUGCCGGUGCUAAACAGGAGAGGGGUUAGAGUGGCUGCCAGUAAUGGCCAGAACCAACCCAUCGGAGGCCAAGACAAGCUUGGGUGCCUGCCCAUGUCCUCCCAGCCCCUCCUGGGCCCGGGUGGAGCCUGCUCUAGGAAGUGAUACUGCACCUUCCCAGUAGGACUCGGAUUAUAACAAUGUGUGAUGAUGACUGUAGCAAGAAGCCCUUGUUUCUAGAUGUAAAUCGUCAAAGAAACAAGGGCUCUACUGUAUUGAUUAAAUAGUUCCGACGAGUCCUGUUUCAUUGUACUCCUAUUCUGGAUUAGUGCCUUUUGGACAGUAGACUGUUCUGUAAUUAAAAUGUAGUAUACUGCUUUUUUGUACAGUUUUGUUUUAAUAAAACUUUUUUUUAAUUUGUGUUUA